This is a messenger RNA of Trichoderma gamsii, 1593 nucleotides long. RefSeq lists its product as hypothetical. The record is from RefSeq and is a predicted model, not a curated record. The coding region runs from base 1 to 1593 and encodes 530 amino acids. Gene Ontology annotation, biological process: phosphorelay signal transduction system; regulation of DNA-templated transcription. NCBI's taxonomy places the organism in Eukaryota, Fungi, Ascomycota, Sordariomycetes, Hypocreales, Hypocreaceae. Gene Ontology annotation, molecular function: phosphorelay response regulator activity; sequence-specific DNA binding; DNA-binding transcription factor activity. The transcript is spliced from 7 exons.
AUGUCUGGGACAGAGGCUACCAAUGCCCCGGGCGGGGGAAACAAUGCUAGCGAAUUUGUUCGCAAGCUAUUUCGAAUGCUCGAAGACCCGACACACCAGGAUGUAGCUCGUUGGGGGAAAGAUGGCGACUCAUUUGUCGUGGUUGAGGGCGAGAAAUUUACGAGAUCGAUAUUGCCGAAGCAUUUCAAGCACAGCAACAUGUCCAGCUUUAUCCGACAGCUUAACAAAUAUGACUUCCACAAGGUCAAGCCAUCUGCCGAUGGCGAAUCGGCUUCACCUAAUGGCAACAAUUUGGGUCACGACAUGCAGGUCCUAGAGUUCAAGCAUCCCUACUUCCGCGUCGAUAGCAAAGAUGACCUGGACAACAUUCGCCGGAAAGCGCCGGCCACACGGAAACCCCAGGUCGCCGAGGACUUCACCACCAGCCAGCACGUCAGCGUCGUGUCCGAGCAGCUGACCGCGACUCAGCAGCAAGUACAGCAGCUUCAAGAGCUGUUCGCCGACAUCUCUCAGACGAAUAGGCUUCUGGUCAACGAGGUCCUCACCCUGCAGAAGAUGCUCAAUGCCCAAAAGCAGGCGCAGUAUGAGAUGCUCAACUUCCUCUCUCCGUAUAACCAUAGCCGGACCAAUGGAAUGAUGGCCCACCAACUGAGCUCAAAUGGCGGCAUGUCUUCGUCGGAUGACAACGAAAACGUGCCAGAACUUACAAGAGCGCGAGAGCUGCUCUCUAGCGUCGCGCCCGAUACCGUGGCUGAUCGUGAGCUCGAGCGUCUGCACGACAUUUAUGAGUCCCCUGCCGACUCAGCAACCAUGGUUACCCCCGUAUCAAUGCCCAUGAUGCAUGACCCCAUGAAUGACAUUAGCCGCUAUCCCGUCUACCCCGUAGGCCAGACUGUCGGUAUCGAUCCCUUCCACUCGGAUCACAUCAAUAAGAUCCCAUAUGCCAUGCCAAACGAGAACAGUUCCGGGUCCCUGGAUCAGCAUCAGCAGCAUACGCCACAGCCUAAUCAGAUGAACAGUGCAACCGGGCCGUCACUGGCCAAGCCUGCACCUCUAUGGGGACCGAAGAAGCCAACAGUAUUCUUGGUAGAAGACGACGGCACGUGUGCGAAAAUCGGCAUCAAAUUCCUUAAAUCGAUGGGCUGUGAUGUCGAGCAUGCUAUCAACGGUGCAGAAGCAUAUAACAGAAUCAGCUCCGUUGGUCCUAAGCCCUUCACCAAAGAGGGAAUGCUCAAGUCUGUCAAGACACACCUCCAGCACCUUUUGAAGAACCCGCCCAGCCAGUCAGACAAUGGGCACGGAUCUGCCUUUGUGAUGAAUGUUCCUUAUCUGAGCACGUCGGGCAACCCCAUCAAGUUCGAAUCGCCAACUCCGCCUGCAGGUGCUGGUGGCUCGAAUUGGUCGUCUGGCCACAUGUCUCAAAAUGGUGUCGAUUCGGGCUUCGGGAUGAUGGAUGGGAGCAGCCAGUACAACAUGGCGCAAGGUAGAAACGCGUAUUCGACGAUGGACGCAUCCUCUGGCCGUUUGUCCGAUCAUGAUAGCCCGCCGGAGAAGCGCCAGCGCUUGAAUAAUUCGCAACGAACUUAUGCUUAA